UUGCAGGAAGUCCCUUCACAUCCUGUAUCCUGCAUCUGAGAGCUGAGAGUUUAUUAAUGCUGCUCUCUCUCUCUCCAUCUCUCCGGUAAACAUGAUGCACCGGCGGCGCGCGGACAACUGCACGCUCAGAGCGGCGCUUCUGCACGCGCUCGUGCUGCUGAGCGUUCCUCUCGCCGCUCACUUACCUGAUGUCAUGAAGCUGGAACAGUAUGAGACUACGGUACCAUUGCUGCUGGAUGGAGAAAAGCAACACUCAAUCAGCUGGCUUCGCUCUAGGAGUCCUCCAGCUUUACUGCAGAUAAUGAUAGAAGCAGAAGGCCAGCAGUUGAUCCUUUCACUGAAGAAGAAUGAGGGUCUCUUUAGCAGUAAUUACAGUGAAACGCACUACAGAGACGAUGGACAGACCGUCACUCACAGCUCCAUGGUGAACUGCUAUUACCACGGCGAAGUUGAAGGACGCACCAAUUCAGAUGUCAGCCUCAGCACUUGCUCCGGUCUUAGGGGAUUCAUCUUGCUUACAGAUAAGAUGUUCAUGCUGGAGCCUGCUUUUGAGCCAGAGAACGUUACACAUGUGGUUUACAGAGGAGAACAUUUACACUUCCCGUCUGGAACCUGUGGACAUGGACACAACCUGUCCACCAUCAACCAAGGGAAUGUCCACGAAGUGUUACAAUCCUUCAACUCCAGACAUAAAAGAGAUGCACAGAAGACCAUGAAAUAUGUGGAGCUCAUUAUUGUGGCAGACAACAGGGAGUAUCAUAAACAUGGAAAAGAUGUAGAGAAGGUGAAGCAAAGGAUGGCCGAGAUUGCCAAUUAUGUGGACAAGUUUUACAGGGUUCUAAAUAUCAGGGUAGCUCUGGUGGGGCUAGAGGUUUGGAGUGACUCUGACAAAUGUUCUGUGACGCAAGACCCGUUUACUACACUGCACGAGUUUCUAGACUGGAGAAAACUCAAACUGCUACCUUCCAGACCUCACGACAAUGCUCAGCUUAUCAGCGGAGUGUAUUUUCAGGGUACUACCAUUGGCAUGGCGCCCAUCAUGAGCAUGUGCACUGCAGAGCAGUCUGGAGGAAUCGUCAUGGAUCAUUCAGACAAUCCACUAGGAGCGGCCGUGACAUUAGCGCAUGAAUUAGGCCACAACUUUGGAAUGAACCACGACACACCAGAGCGAGGCUGUGGCUGUGGGAUGACCGUAGAGCGUGGAGGCUGUAUCAUGACACCAUCCACAGGGUAUCCGUUCCCCACUGUGUUCAGCACAUGCAGCAAGAAGGAUCUCGCAGCCAGUCUGGAUAAAGGAGUGGGUAUGUGUCUCUACAACAUUCCAGAGGUCAAAGUGUUAUACGGGGGACAGCAAUGUGGCAACGGCUAUGUGGAGGAAGGAGAAGAGUGUGACUGCGGAGAUCCAGAGGAGUGUGUGAACCCUUGCUGCAACGCAACCACCUGUACUCUCAAAGAAAAUGCUGUAUGCGCCCACGGACAGUGCUGUGAGGAUUGCAAGUUGAAGCUUGCUGGAACACCAUGCAGAGAGUCAAGCAACUCAUGCGACCUGCCAGAGUUCUGUACUGGUUUGAGUCCUCACUGUCCAGCCAACGUCUACCUGCAUGAUGGACAUGCGUGCCAUGCUGUUGACGGCUACUGUUACAACGGCAUCUGCCAAACCCAUGAACAGCAGUGCAUCACCCUCUGGGGUCCAGGAGCCAAACCUGCUCCUGGUAUCUGCUUUGAAAGGGUAAACUCAGCUGGAGAUCCCUAUGGCAACUGUGGCAAAGAUUCCAAAGGCUCCUUCGCCAAAUGUGAAGCACGGGAUGCUAAGUGUGGCAAAAUCCAGUGCCAGGGCGGUGCCAAUCGACCUGUAAUUGGAACCAAUGCUGUUUCCAUAGAGACCAACAUUCCCCUACAUGAGGGGGGCCGAAUCCUGUGUCGGGGGACACACGUAUACCUCGGGGACGACAUGCCCGACCCAGGACUUGUGCUAACUGGCACUAAGUGUGCUGAGGGCAUGAUGUGUUUGAACAGACAGUGUCAGAAUGUCAGUGUGUUUGGAGUCCACAAGUGUUCAGGGAAAUGCCAUGGCAAAGGGGUCUGUAAUAAUAAGAAAAACUGCCACUGUGAAGCUCAUUGGGCGCCACCAUUCUGCGAGAGGGCAGGGUUCGGUGGCAGUGUGGACAGCGGACCAAUGAGAUUGGCAGCUGAUAGUCGGGCCAUCACCACAGGCAUCCUGGUCACUGUCUUCUGCCUGUUUGCGGCUGGCUUGCUCAUCUGCUUGAAGAGGAAGACUCUGCUCCAGCUGCUCUUUACUAAUAAGAAGAGCACGAUUCAGAAGCUCAGAUCGGUGGGAUGGAGGAGAACACCCAGUCCGUCACACCCACAGCCUGCGCAUAGAGACUCUCCCCAACACAAAUCCCCAUCCAGAACUGCUAGCUGUAGGUUAGAUAAGCCCUGUCAUCUCAGUGCUGAACCUCUUCUGCCUCCUCCUACGUUCCACCCUCACAGUCUGCGACGGUUUCCUCACUGCCCUGCUCAGUGCCAACCGCUCCACAUCAGUCACCCCAUUCCCAUCACACUUGGUCUGAGUGUAGCUGCUGGGUUACAGGCUCCACCCCCAGUUCCUCCACACAGGCCUCUGCCCAGACACCCUCAGUCUCCUGUGAGAGCACCUGCUUUCUUUACUCAGCCACAACAGCCAGUCUUCAUGGCCAAGCAGGACCAUGAGAAGCCCAGUCCUCCCCAAAAGCCACUGCCUGCAGACCCCCCGGUUAGAGGUUACAGAUUGACACGGAGCACAUCAGCAGUUGGAGUGCACACAUCAGGUUCUCUUUCCAUUCCAAUCCCAACUGCAUCACGGCCACCACCCACUAUACCACAGCCAGCAAGGCCAGCACCAAGGCUACCACCGCCCUUAUAUGACCGCUGACAAGAACUUCUGAUAAAAUCAAGGACCACCAGGGAACUGACACUUUUAUUUGCACUAAGAAAACUCUGUUGGACCCACUGCACAUCCCUGUGGAACUCCUUAGAGUAUCUUUGAGAAAACAGGGAGCUGUGCUAUCUUCUUGGUGCUGCGCCUCACACAAGGUGCUCAUCAUUGUCACUCAGGUACUGUAGAAAUGAGAUGUAUAUUUAUUGUCAAGGGGAACACGAUGCACUGUGGUGAAACACUUUUAUAUGGUGGUUAUUAUUGUGAACUUUUUACUACCAUGUUUGUGCUUGUCAAUGAUUCCGAACAAAGAGACUGUUUGCUUUUUAAUCAAGUCUCUAGUAGGGCAAAAACCUGUGAUGUUCCUGUAAAUAAUGAGUGUUGUAAAAGUACUAGACCCGUGAACACUCUUUGUGGUAAACAAACUGGAUUGUGAACACAACAUACUUGCAGUUUGAAGGUGCUUCGUUUUGCAGAAAUGUAUUUAUCUUGAGGCAUACAGUAUUUUAGUGAAAACAUCAUACAAGAAAAAAUUGGAGAGACCGUAAAGUUAAUGUAUCAACAAAGCUGCAUUGUAUUUAAAUGCCUUGAUGUUAUACUGUAGAUCCAUUUUAAAGAAGGAACAUACAAAAACAGAAAGCCCUGCAUUAUCUUGCUCAGUUUUGUUUUUAGCAGUUGAGCUGGCUAAUGCAGACUGGAUGCUGUAGUACUUCUGUUAAUUUACAUGUCACUAAAACGUUAUUUAAAAUGUAAGUGCGUCAUCAAGUAAAAAUUUUAUAUCCUAUUUGAUAAAACUAUAAUGAAUCAAGUGAACUAGCACCUGUCACAGCUACUGUCUUUUGUUUUAAUUACGAGGUGGUUUAUGUUUGCCAUUUACCAUGAUAUUUCCUAAUUCUUACUGGUAUUUUUAGUACUGUUAAUACUGUUUAUAUUGAUGAUAGACUCAGUGCUGUAUCGAAAAAUGCAUUUACUUUUUCGUCACAUUUCCACAAAAAAAAAAAACAGUUGUGUGUGAUUGUUUUCUGUAUAAGAGUCCAUGGUACACUUUUGUCAGCCUGUAGAUUGCAUAAAAGAAGCCAAGUCUUUACCAUUGAGGUAGUUCAGUUUCACUCAUGUCAUUGUUUUAAAGAUCACAAGAAAAUCUGUGUUGAAGAUGUAAAAUUACAAGUGAACUUGAAUUGUAACUGUGUCUGGGGUUAUUCAAAGAUUGAAAAAUAAA
Molecule: messenger RNA, 4136 nt
Organism: Clarias gariepinus (North African catfish)
Lineage: Eukaryota; Metazoa; Chordata; Actinopteri; Siluriformes; Clariidae
Gene: adam12b
Product: ADAM metallopeptidase domain 12b
Exons: 23
Coding region: 92-2914 (940 amino acids)
Biological process (GO): proteolysis
Molecular function (GO): metalloendopeptidase activity
Source: RefSeq, a predicted model, not a curated record